This is a messenger RNA of Hemibagrus wyckioides, 10377 nucleotides long. It is a transcript of the gene tbc1d22b, whose product is annotated as TBC1 domain family, member 22B. NCBI's taxonomy places the organism in Eukaryota, Metazoa, Chordata, Actinopteri, Siluriformes, Bagridae. Gene Ontology annotation, biological process: activation of GTPase activity. The transcript is spliced from 13 exons. The record is from RefSeq and is a predicted model, not a curated record. The coding region runs from base 232 to 1797 and encodes 521 amino acids. Gene Ontology annotation, molecular function: GTPase activator activity.
UCACAUUCGGACGGAGUGCCGUUCCAAGAUGGCGGCGUCCAUCGCGAAGUAUCAUCCUCUCACUUUCUGUUGACAAAAACAUCAGGACCGAGUCGCUUAAACAGUGCGAGGUGUUUUAAUGUAGCACAAGAAAGAGCAUCGUUUUUAAUCGUCUGCCUCUGAAGGAAGCAUGUCUUCGCUGUAGAGGAAAUGUUUUUAGUGUUUAUUUAGGGAGAGAUCGGCUCUGCAGCCAUGGCCGCCGACAAUAAAAUUCAUUUCUGGAGGAGGAACGCGAAGGGUCCCGGAAGUCUGCAGCCUAUCUACGGGGCGCGGUACCCGCCUGUGGACCCCCGGGUACUCUGCUCGUUCCUUAAAGACGCUCCGAAGACGAACGCCGUGAGCGUCAAAUCAAAGAAGCCAGCCACGUUCCACGAGUUUGCGCGCAGCACCAACGACGCCUGGGACAUCGAGGACGAUGAAGACGGCGGUUUCUUCCCUCCACUCGCACAUUCAACUUCUGUUCCCGCGCAAUCGCACUCCACAGUCAAAGCGUCUCGUCUGAAAGAGACCGAUCGUGCGGCGGAUAAAGAGCCAGAGCCAGAGCCCCGCCCAGGGGACAGAUCGGAACCAGGGAGCGCAGACGUCUGUCGAGAUCGGCCGAAGACAGACGGCGAGUCGGCCAAUGGCAGGGUGGUGAAGUCCAGCAGUGACGUCCAGCUGAACAGCAAUUCAGAGCGCAGCACUCUGCAGAAGCAGCAGUCUCUCCCGAUGCGUCCCAUCAUCCCCCUGGUCGCCCGCAUUUCAGACCAGAAUGCAUCUGGAGCUCCACCCAUGACCGUGAGAGAGAAGACACGACUGGAUAAGUUCAAGCAGCUGCUGGCCAGUCCCAACACCGACCUGGAGGACUUACGAAAGCACAGCUGGUCAGGGAUCCCACGGGAAGUACGUCCUGUUACCUGGAGACUUCUAUCAGGCUACCUGCCAGCUAAUAUGGAACGCAGGGAGCUGGUUCUCCAAAGGAAGCGUGAGGAGUACUUCGGCUUCAUCGAGCAGUAUUAUCACUCCAGAACAGACGAGCACCACAGAGACACCUACCGACAGAUUCACAUCGAUAUUCCUAGAACGAAUCCUCUGAUUCCUUUAUUUCAGCAGCCACUGGUACAGGAGGUGUUUGAGAGGAUCCUGUUUAUCUGGGCUAUCCGACAUCCAGCCAGUGGCUAUGUACAGGGCAUCAAUGACCUCGUCACGCCUUUCUUUGUCGUCUUCCUCUCAGAGUUUGUGGAGGAAGACAUGGAGAACUUUGAAAUGGCUGCUCUGCCUUUGGAAACACAACGCAACAUCGAAGCUGACAGCUUCUGGUGUAUGAGCAAGCUGCUGGAUGGAAUCCAGGAUAAUUACACAUUUGCUCAGCCUGGUAUCCAGAAAAAAGUCAAGGCUCUGGAGGAGCUCAUCAGCAGGAUUGACGAGGACGUGCACCUGCACAUCCAGAGGUGUGAGGUCGAGUACCUGCAGUUCGCUUUCCGCUGGAUGAACAACCUGCUGAUGAGGGAGCUACCGCUACGCUGCACAAUCCGCCUGUGGGACACGUACCAGGCCGAGUCAGAGGGCUUCUCUCAUUUCCACCUUUACGUUUGUGCAGCGUUCCUCAUCAAGUGGAGAAAAGAGAUACUCUCCAUGCUGGACUUCCAGGGUCUGCUGAUGCUCCUGCAGAACCUACCCACGAUACACUGGGGCAACGAGGAGGUGGGUUUACUCCUGGCCGAAGCUUACAGACUUAAAUACAUGUUUGCCGACGCUCCCCGGCACUACAAGAGAUGAGGACUUUCGAACCCGGCUGAGCCUCGGACACGUCAGAGACGAACACGCAAUGAAGUGCCCCCACCCCCCACCCCCCCACUCCUCUCUCUCUCUGUCUUUCUGCGUCGGCGAGGCGUUUCUUCAAUCUUCUUUUACUUCAGUCUGGAUGAGUGAGCGGAAAUCUAGAAAUCCAGGCUGCUACUCAACACCCGGGCUGAACCUAUGAAUGGAAUAAACCCAAGGUCAAAAGUUCCAGCACUGCAAAUGAUCUCAGAAACUUCUACAUCUCAUCCUCAGGUUUUUUUUUUUCUUUUCCUCAAACCAAUAACCACAGACAGGAGAAGGAAAUGGAUUCUGGGUUGUUUUAUCUUUUUUAUUUGUUUUUACAUUUUGCUCUGCCGCAACGGAGUGAACACUCUUCCUUUUUGUUAAUUUCUCCAGACGAUAUUAAGUUCUGACAUUGGCUGUUACCACUCCAUAAUGUGUGUGUGUGUGUGUGUGUGUGUUUCUUCUUUAAUUCCUGCUGUAUUAAUGAUACAGUGGAGUCACUGGAUCUGUUCAUCUUGCCAUCACUGGAGCCGGAUGUCAGAGCAGCGUAUGCAGCAGUCUGUCUGAUAUCUCAGUGGAUUAACACUGGAUCUGAUUUCAUAGCUAGUUUCAGACGGGCAGCUAGAAUCCGAUUUUUGUCACGUGUUCGCUUUGAGUCUUAAAAAAAAAAAAAACACACAUCAGAUCAAUUUUUUUGUCCAUCUCUGACACCGAUUCUUACAAAUCCUUACAAACUGACCCUCGAUAUUCAGCAAGUUAUCAUCGUUAGCUAGUUAGCGAGGUGUUUAAACAGCUAGCCAUGCUUCGGCUUAGCUAUUUAUCUUUUACUAGCAAAACCUAACUGUCACGAGGCAAGGCUUUAGAUUCCAGUGAAAUUGCACGCACAAAUUUGCCGAUGCGGAAAAUAUCGGACAUUUUCUUCAUUUCUAGUCACGUUAUCGUCCUCAAAACGAACCACUUCCUGUCCUCACUUGUGUUAUAACAGAUUUUCCCUCAUAAGCCUUUCUUUAAUAUUCAACAAGACAAAAAAAAAACAUCCUAAAGAAAACCUAGAAACGGCUUCACUGUAUUUUCUGACUGUUACAGAGUAAGAGACUCCUUCCAUUGUCUUGAUACGUUCAUAUCAGCAGUUACACACACGUUUAUUUUAAUACGAGAACUUGCAAAAAAAAAUCUUUUAUGUUUCAUUAAAGAUACUAUAACAUAUUCGGAAAAAUGAUUCGAAAACAUUCUAACCAACCAGAUUUAAGGAUUCAGUACAGAGAGAGCUGUGGAAUAAAGUUACUAGUUUACUAGUAGCUGUUUAUGUUUGUUAUUUGUGAUUAGCGAGCAUGCUUCCUCAGCGGAAGUCUAGCUAGCUGCUUGAAUUGGAAGCUAGCACAAGUAGCUUCGUUUAACGAUAAAAAUAUGAGCGUCCUUUUAGUCAAGAGCUUAAUUAAUGACGGUCGACUGUCGGCGCGUUAAGUGAAGAAGUUCUGGUUAUGUCAGCGUUAGCAGAGGGGACGACAUGGCUAAUACGACAUGGCUGCUUGAAGUUUAUAUAAGUAGCUAACAUCCAUCCAUCCAUUUUCUAUAACCGCUUUAUUCCUAAUUAAGGUUAAGGGGAUCUGCUGGAGUCUAUCCCAGCACACAUUGGGCGAAAGGCGGGGGUACACCCUGGACAGGUCACCAGUCCAUGACAGGACCACACAUAUAGACAGACAACCACACAGUCACUCCUAUGGGCAAUUUAGAAUCACCAAUCAACCUAAUGUACAUGUUUUUGGACUGUGGGAGGAAACCCGGAGUACCCGGAGUAAACCCACGCAGGUACGGGGAGAACAUGCAAACUCCACACAGAAAGGCCCCCUGCCUAGUUAGCAGUUAACAUAUAUUGCCUUAUUUCCUUCACUCAGCAUUUAAACAGCUGGGUUGUUGCUAUGACAACCGAUUUGGAUGCGCAAGCAUGUGCGACUACAGUCGGUACUUAAAAAAAGAAAACCCAAAAUAAAUAAAUAAACAAACAAAAAUUAGAUUUGAUCUCAUGUAAUUUGCAGCGUGGACACUCGAUCUGAAAAAUCGGAUUCGGGAAAAUAAAUUAGUUUCGGCCCGCCAUCUGAAACGUUUGAAGGCUCUGUAGCUUGGCGUGUAAAAGCGCCUGCAUAUUGCACAAAAGAUCAAAUGAAAAUUUAAUAUUAAUAUAAAUAUUAAAAAGGGUUCUGCUUCUCCUGCGGUGGAACUUCAGAAACGACCACUGAGCGCGGCCCGCUGGAGUCAGACUGCGGUGAAAUAUUAAUAAUGUGUUUGUAGCCAGCGAGGCGGUUUAAUGUGAGGUUGUGUUAUGCAAGCAGACGGUGUGAGGAGAAGGGAAAAGAAAAAACCACCUCCGUCAGUCAGUCAGGCGAGCUGUAGGGCGUGUGGACGGAGGAAUUAUUAACACAGUGCUGAAAACUGACAGGAACAAAAGACGAAAAAAAACCCCUGUUACACUGAUCUAGGAUCAGCUCCUGAAAUCCAAACCUUGUAGUUUCCUACUAUUGGAGCAUGUGGAGAACUGAUCCAGGAGCAGCGUAUUUGAUCUCUCUCUUUCUUUUCUAAUUCAGUGCGAAUGCAAUCAGUAAUCAGUUAAAAGGAAGCGUGCAACUUUAUAAAGGUAUAAAAUAGAAUGUAUUAGUGCGUAGUAUCUUUCUUAUAAAAUCAGAAAGUCCAGCAUUUUUUUUUUUUUUUUUUUUUUGAGCGAAGGUACAGACCGGAUUCUGUACAACCUCGAGCAAUCGGUUUUCUAAUCCGAAUCUCAUUGACGGCUUUAAUAAUUGAUGAACGGCUGCCACCGUACUUUAUACGUUAAAGUAACUGGAGCACGUGAAUAUAUCGAGCUGUCAGGAUCAGUUAAGGGAAAUUGUAUUCUAUUGGCUUUGCUUUCGCAGGCUAGGAAGUGAUUUAAUGUUUAAUCUGAUAAAUCUACACUUCCACACACGUCGCUAGAACUGACUCCGGCGCUACGAAGCUGUUACGGCUACGAUGCCUCCAUGUCUCACGUUUUAUUUUUGUGUCAGCGGCGUCGUUUUCAAUUUUAACACUGAAUUUGUUUUUUUUUUGUUGUUGUUGUUGUUGUUUUGUUUUGUUUUACUUGUGUCAGCGGCGUCAUUUUCAGUUUUAACAUUGAAACCUUUUAUUUUUUGGAAGCAGGUUUAUUUUUUGUUUAUUUCUAUUUUAAUUGUUUUGUCCCAAUGUCCCAAAGUAGCCCAUUUUACCACAGGAUUUUUUUAUUUUUUAUUUUUUUAUUUUAUUUAUUUAUUUAUUUAUUUUUUUUAAGUGUCAGCUGCGUAAUUUUCAGUUUUAGCACCCAAAACGUUUUUAUUUCCUUCCCCUAGUUUUAGCUGCAUCAUUUUUAAGUUUUAACAAGUUUUUCGAAGCAGUUAUUUUUCGCAUCUGUUUCAUUUUCAGUUUUAACACUAAAACUGUUUUGUUUUUGUUUUUAUUUUUUAUUUAAAGCAGUUUUUUUCCCCCCCAGAGUAAGCUGCAUCAUUUUCAGUUUUAACACUAAUUUCUUUUUGUUUUUAAUUCUUUAAAGCAGGUUUUUCUCCCCAGUGUCAGCUUCAUCAUUUUCAGUUUUAACACUGAUUUUAUUUUUGUUUUAAAUUUUUUGGAGCAGCUUUUUUUCCCCAGUGUCAGCUGCAUUAUUUUCUGUUUUAACACUGAAACUUAUUUAUUUUUUAUUUUUUUUGAAGCAGGUUGUAUUCUGUUCGUUUUUGUUUAUAACCAGUGUCUCUAUGCGGUUAAUAAUCCACUGCUAACCACUGCAUCAGAUCUCUGAAACGAGACGUUAAUUGACAUUUCAGGGACGGACAAAUCACAAAUUCAUUAGCUAGCCCAGAGGGAAAGUGAAAGCUCCAGCAUGCGGCUCAUUCUCGUGUGUUGAUGCCCGGAAGUCCAAUUAUAACUAGUCUGAAAAGCGGCCACGUAACUCGACUCAAAAGUUUGACGAGAUAAUUAUGUGCAUUAAUACAGCUUGUGGAAAGUAAGUGAGGACUUGAGUCCCUGAGAGCAGAGGAUUUAUGUAGCUCUCGUCUUUAUUCUUUCCUGAUGUUCUCAUGGUGAUGAAGCUUUGCCUUCUUGAUUAAAAAUGCAGGAUAUUAUUUUAUUUUUUAUUUUUCUUAACUACAACCUGUGGGUUUUUUCCCCUCAUUUUACAAAAAAGAUGGAAUUUGUUUAUCAUCAUAAAGUGCUGACAUAACGUAUAAACAUCUUCACCAUCUUCAAAUCAAGCCUCCGAUGUCACCGUGUACGUCGUUACUAUAGAAACGGUAGCGUAAUAAAACGUGUCCGAGCCGACCAAUCAGAAUCGAGAUUUCAACAUACCCCUGAUACAUCAGCUAGCUAGGUUUAGUUUACUAGGACAUGUGUCGGUGACCAUGCCUCCUGUCUCUUCUAGCUAGUUUGAGGAGUCAAAUGAAACAAAACAACAACAAACAGUGUUGUAGACAUCAACAUCUACUGAAGCUGUUUAAAACAACAGACAAGAGAAACAAUAUUAAUAAGAGCUCACAUACACAAUUUGUCCCAGAAGGCCUGGCUAACAAUUUGCUCGCUCUCUCUCGCUCUCUCUCUCUCUCUCUCUCUCUCUCUCUGUCUCUCUCUGUCUCUCUCUCUCUGUCUUUGUCUUCAUCUUCCAUGCUCUUCCACUUCCAUGUCUCUCUUUCUCUCUCUCUCUCUCUCUCUCUCUCUCUCUGUCUCUCUCUCUCUCUUCAUCUUCUAUGCUCUUCCACUUCCAUGUCUCUCUCAUAUCUAUCUAUCUGCCUCUCUGUCUGUCUCUCUCUCGCUCUCUCACGUUCUCUCUCUCUCCAUAUUCCUUGCUCUUCCACUUCCAUGUCUCUCUCUCUCUCUCUCUCUCUCUCUCUCUCUCUCCCUCUCUCUCUCUCUCUCUCUCUCUAUCUAUCUCCCCUUUUCCAACUCUCUACAUUGCUCUCCUCUCUCUCUCUCUCUCUCUCUCUCCUUUUUCCCCUCUCUCCCCUCCAUCUCUCUCUUUCUUUAUCUCUCUCUCAUCAUCUCUCCUUUUUCAACUCUCUACAUCUCUCUUUCCACCCCCCUCAUCCCCUCUCUCUCUCUCUCUCUCUCUCUCUCUUUUUCCCGAACCCUGUUCUUGAUGCUGAUUGGUGUAAAGGCCUAACAGGGUAUAUAUAUGUGAGCUCUCUCUCUCUCUCUCUCUCUCUCUCUCUGUGUAUCGAGAAGCUAAACAGCCUCACAGAGACACAGUCUGUAACUGGAGUGCUGUUAUGAUUGGGGUAAUUUGUGCAACAAAUAAACACUCUUUCCCAGCUUUUCUGCUCCAGAUGAAGCAAUCCUCUGACAUCAGCACUAAAAACCCAGGCUAUAAUUUUCAGCAAUAGAAAAUUGGCCCAAAAAAAUUGACUAAGUGAUUUUACACUGUAUGAGCCAGUUAUUUCUCACUGGUGCUGUUUGGAAGGAGAACAGACCAUUUUCUCAUUUUCAGCUAAGUGAACUGUGCUGCUGUUGUGUUCUCUCAAGUACAGCAAAAGGUAAAGCUUUGACGUGUUCAUUUUUUUUUUAUUAAAGCAUAUCAAUAGCAGGGGUUUUGGUGUUAAAUCUGCACUUUUACAGAGUCGUGGUUUAUUCCCUGCUUGUUUUUCCUAUUCUUUUCUUAUAAUCUCACUCUUGGAGCGAAGAAACACACACCAAGCUUCCAGAGGAUUUUUUUUUAUUUUUCUUUCAUUAACUGUAAGACCAGCCUUAAUCUUUGCCCUGCUCUCCAGAUGUGAUUGGAUCAUGUCCUUGCUUAAAAAAAAAAAAAAAAAAAAGCAUCCUCCACUCCAAGAGAUUUUAUGACGCCUUGACAAUUUGACAAUCCCUGGCCAUGUUCUGUCCUGUUUAUGUGAAUGUAAAAAUAAUUUGAUGUGGCCCUGACUGACCGAGUGAUUGUUUGAAACUCCGCUUAUUUGUGUGUUCAUUUUCUUUUAAAGCCACACUGUGAUGUCAUUUUUUUUUUUCUUUCUCAAGCCAUUAUGCCUGUGUUAUUCAGUAAUUACUGAACGCCUGAUUUCUUUUGUGUGUGUUUUGUUUUUUAUGAUUCUACUGUUUACACAAAUUAAUGAUGUAAACAAAGUCAUUAGAGUUUGCGAAGCCUUUUUUUCACGGGUUAUUGACUCCGGACUCAUCAGUAUGUGUGCAUGAGGAGGUGAGAUACUUUUUAAUCAAAUUUUAAAUCGGCGUACGGGAUAAAAUUAGCAUGUGGCGCUCGCGGAGGUGAGAGUUUAAGACGAUAUGACGCACAUCAAGCAUGCGGGAUUAACAUUUCUGAUGAAUGAGGGAUGCGUUUUAAACGGAUGAUAUCUGAGAGGAAACAAGUCUUAAUCUAGGACUGACAGGUAGGGAGGAGAGAGAGUGAGAGAUGGAGAGGGGAAGAUGGGGACAGAGAGGGAGAGAGAGAAAGGAGAUAGAUAGAAGUAGAGAGCAAGAAGGGAAGAGAGUGAGAGUGCAAUGGGGGUGGAGAGUGUGAUAGAGAGAGAAAGAGAUUAGAGGGGAAGAUGGAGAGAGAGAGAGAUAGAAAGGGAGAGCAAUAAAGAGAGGGGGGUGGAGGGGAAGAGAGAAAAGGAGAGAGAGAGUGAUAGAAAGGGAGAGAGAGAGAGAAAAGGAGAUGGAGGGGAAGAGAGGGAAAGAUGGAGAGAGGGAAAGAAAGAAAGGAGCUAGAUAGAAGUAGAGAGCAAUAAAGAGAGGGAGAGAGGAUAUGAUGUGGAGAUAGAAAGGGAGAGCAAUAAAGAGAAGGGGUGGAGGGAAAGAGAGAGGGAAAGACAGAAAAGGAGAGAGAGAGAGGGUGGAAGAGAGAAAAGAAGAGAGAGUGAUAGAAAGGGAGAGAGAGAAAAGGAAAUGGAGGGGAAGAGAGGGAAAGGGAAAGAGAGAAAGGAGCUAGAUAGAAGUAGAGAGCAAUAAAGAGAGGGUAAGAAGAGGUAGAGAGAGAGAUAGAAAGGGAAGCUAGAUAGAAAGAAAGGAGCUAGAUAGAAGUAGGGAGCAAUAAAGAGAGGGAGAGAGGAUAAGAUGAUGUGGAGAUAGAAAGGGAGAGCAAUAAAGAGAAGGGGUGGAGGGAAAGAGAGACAGAAAGAUGGAGAAAAGGAGAGAGAGAUGGGGAAGAGAGAAAAGGAGAGUCAGAGAGAGAGAGAGAAAAGGAAAUGGAGGGGAAGAGAGGGAAAGAUGGAGAGAGUGAUAGAAAGGGAAAGAGAGAAAGGAGCUAGAUAGUAGUAGAGAGCAAUAAAGAGAAGGGGGUGGAGGGAAACAGGGAAAGACAGAGAAAAGAGAGAGAUAGAGGGGAAAAGAGAAAAGGAGAGAGAGUGUUAGAAAUGGAGAGAGAGAAAAGGAGAUGGAGGGGAAGAGAGGGAAGAUGGAGAGAGUGAUAGAAAGGGAAAGAGAGAAAGGAGCUAGAUAGAAGUAGAGAGCAAUAAAGAGAGUGAGAGAGGGUUAGAACGUGUGUAGAGAGAGAGAGAAAGCAAUGGGGGUGGAGAGUGAUAAAAGGAGAGAGACAGGGGAGAGAGGAUGAUGGAGAAAGGAGGGAAGAUGGAGAGAGUAAUGGAAAGGGAGUGAGAGAAAGGAGCAAUAGAGAGAGAGGGAGCAUUAAUGAAUAAUAUAGUAAAAUGAGAGAUGUAAAAUAUGAUGUUUGGGUUUUAAUUGAGUUGGAGAGAAGCAGUGUGCACAGAGUAGAGCUGUAGAGAGAGUGCAAUACUUGUUUGUUUGUUUGUUUGGGAGAGGUGACAAGAUAGCUGUUAGCUAAGCGUUCACAGAAGAGGUAGCUGUUUGUUUGUUUGUUUUGUUUUCGAAGAUAUUGCCUGAUUUUGCUGACCAGAUUGAGGCUGAAAUUUCAUUCCACCAUGGACAUUCAGUCAAUUCCAGAAAGUUCUGGAAAAACACAUUCAUUCUGUUUCUCCUGUCAAUCACGGCAUCACUAUAUACUUGUGUAUGCGGAAGAGGGCAGAUAGCACUUUCACUUUAUACGUGUUACACAACAUGAGAAACAAUGAAAUGCCAACAGGAAAUGCCAGCCUUCACUCUUCCUGGUGACUGGAAAGCAGCUUAUAGCCAAAAACUCUAGUUUAUGUAUGCAUGUACACAUACACGACGACCGUACAGCACAAGGAUUUUCUUCUGACAUUCCAGCUUGAAGGUAAGUUGAGAGACGGAUCACGGGGUCAGUCAGAGGGCAGCGAUCCUGGAGGAUUAUGGUCAACAGGUCAAGCUUCCUUUCGAUAACAGAGAGCCGUAACCUCCAGGCCAUGGCCGACCUUUAACACGGAACACGGAAUGAUUCGUGGUCUGACAACACAACAUACACGAUAUAUUUACAAUAAAAAAAUGAUAACCUUCACGAAAUCACAAGGAUGAUGCAAAAAAACUUGAUGCACCGGACCAACGUUAGACUUGGUCAGAACGUACUACUGCUGUCCUGCUAUCAUCCUCUUUCACAUAUGGGAUUUAUAAUAUAUUUACAAUUGGGCCGUGUUCAGACACGUUGAUGACUCCUCGCGUCGGCUUGUGUCACAUUUUUGAUUUUCAAUGUAAUGCCAAAAA